Acanthaster planci (crown-of-thorns starfish) is the source of this 5269-nucleotide messenger RNA. Its product is annotated as netrin-1-like. Gene Ontology annotation, cellular component: basement membrane. Lineage: Eukaryota; Metazoa; Echinodermata; Asteroidea; Valvatida; Acanthasteridae. Gene Ontology annotation, molecular function: protein binding. Gene Ontology annotation, biological process: dendrite development; motor neuron axon guidance; tissue development. The record is from RefSeq and is a predicted model, not a curated record.
GGUUGAAUUGGUGGUACUCUGUUUAACGGGGACCGCCCCGAAACACUUCUUAGCAAAGCGGGGUGAUCGCGGAGCAACGCAACCGAUUAGCAGCCAAUGAGACAUAUCUAAUCACAGCUUUUACGUAGUUCAGUGUAUGUUCAUCUCGUCUGCUGGUAACACGCCGGAUUUUUUUCUGCGCGAUCCCAACUCCCGACAGAACAACGCCACUCGAUUCGUGGAUGACGAGCCAGUAUUGCGGUGGACCUUAAUACCAACAGGAAGUUGUAGGCGAUCGUGUUCACUUGCGUGUAGAGGUUACACAGCUCACCCGUGGUGGCCCCGGAUCGCUGGAUUUGAAUGGGGCGGCCAGGGAUGGAUUUGUUGGAGUUGAGAGCAAGACAAAUAUUAGCGUGAAAAGAGGAGGCGCAGGCAACAUCUCGACGUGCCCUCAUUCUGCCCUGUUUGACGGUGCGUGAAAGGGUUGGUCGACUCCACUCGAGAGCCUGCAGUGUUCGGUAUACACACGUGUAGUUUACACAGAGCACCGCUGCCGUUGUCAAGUAGGAGAGCCGGAUUCACACCUCUUGAUCGGGUCUCGAUGCCGGCGUUCUUUGUGAUCAACACACUCUGAGGGAGCCGCAUUCUCCAGAGUUUCCACUGUCGAUAAACAGAUUAACUACGGCUACUAAAGGUUAAAUUUUCCUCGGAUUUUCUGUGCCCUUAUAUUAUACAUUAUACCCAGGAAUAUUUUAGGAAGAUGUAUUUUGCUGUGAGAUUUCGGUAUCUGCUGGCAGUGUUGUUGUUGAAUGGGAUAUGGUGCGCCAGAUCGGCCGGACAGAAUUUGAACAUGUUCGCAGCGCAACAGAACCAGCCGGAUCCCUGCUAUAGCGAGCCGGGCGGCCAGCCACGGCGCUGCGUCCCCGACUUUGUCAACGCUGCGUUCGGCGUUCCCGUGGAGGCGUCCAGCACGUGCGGAACGCCGCCGAGUCGCUUCUGCGCCCUGUCCAGCGGCGACGAGGGGGAACGGCAGCGGAACUGCUUCGUGUGCGACGCCAACCAGCCCAAGAGGAGGCAUCCACCCGAGUAUCUGACCGACUUGCACAACCCUAACAACCUGACGUGUUGGCAGUCGGAGCCCUUCACCGCCAAUCCUCACAACGUCAGCCUGCAUCUUGCGCUGGGGAAGAUGUACGAACUCACCUACAUCUCCUUGGAGUUUUGCUCCCUGCGUCCAGACUCCAUGUCCAUCCUGAAAUCGCAGGACUACGGCAAGACGUGGCAGCCGUACCAUUACUACUCCAGCCAGUGCCGGAAGGUGUACGGGCAGACCAAGAACGCCCCGAUCACCAAGCAGAACGAGCAGGAAGCGAUCUGCACCGACAUCCUGAGCACAGAGCUUGCGCCGGUGGCGGGUGCCGGCUCGCGCGUCGCGUUCAGCUCGCUUGAGGGACGCCCGUCUGCCUUUGAUUUCGACAACAGCCCCGUGCUCCAGGACUGGGUCACGGCCACGGACGUCAAGGUGAUCUUCAACCGCUUACCAUCGCUGGGCGACGAGGAACUCGACGACUCCAUCCGCGAGAGCUUCUACUACGCCGUGUCCGACUUCUCCGUGGGCGGGCGCUGCAAGUGCAACGGGCACGCGUCCCGCUGCAUCAAAGACCGGGAUGGCAAUCCCGUCUGUGACUGUAAGCACAACACGGCGGGAGCGGAGUGCGAGAUGUGCAAGCCGUUCCACUACGACAGACCCUGGGCGCGAGCAACCACCAAGGAAGCCAACGAGUGUGUCCCCUGCAACUGCAACCUCCACGCUCGGAAGUGUCGCUUCAACAUGGAGCUGUACAAGCUGUCCGGGCGCAAGAGCGGCGGGGUGUGCCUGAACUGCCGACACAACACGGCGGGCCGCUACUGCCACUACUGCAAGGAAGGUUUCUACCGGGACGAAGCCAAGCCCAUCACGCAUCGCAAGGCCUGCAAAGCUUGUAACUGCCAUCCCGUCGGCUCAUCUGGCACGGUCUGCAACCAGACCACUGGCCAAUGCCCCUGCAAGGACGGCGUGACCGGAAUGACUUGUAACCGGUGUGCCAAGGGCUACCAGCAGAGCCGCUCCACCAUUGCACCCUGCAUAACUACUGUUGUGCCCAACUUAGAUGGACAGGACCUUGAAUGGGGUGAUUCUGAGAUCACAGGAAUUCCUCCUCCGGAGCACUCAAUCACUAACAGCCCACCUCCUGAAGAGCCUCCUCCAGGUGAGUGUCCAGAUUGCACGAAGAGCACCAAAAUCAGCCACAAGCGCUACUGCAAGACAGACUAUGUCAUCCAGGCCCACGUUCUGUCCAGGGAGAUGGGGGAGGAAUUUGUCAAGUUCACCAUCAACGUGAUGUCGGUCUUCAAGAGGGGCAGCCAGCGCAUCCGGCGGGGUGACCAGUUCCUCUUUGUCCCCCGGCAGGACUUGACCUGCAAGUGUCCCAAGCUGCGACUGGGGAAGAAGUACCUGAUCCUGGGGGCCAACAACGAGAACCCUGACCAGGACGGGCUGUACGCCGACAGCAAGAGCAUCGUGCUGCAGUGGCGGGACGACUGGAACCGGCGCAUGCGCAAGAUCCGACGGAAGGCACGUGACUGCUAGCUUUGGCAACGAGGUCAAGCGUUUGCGGUCCAUCGAGGCGGUUCUUAGCUUUGGCACACCUUGUCCCGCCAUUCAAGGCAGAAUUUUGGGGGAGGCUGAUUUCCAAAUCUUGACAGUGACUUUGAUGCCCUGGUUUUUUGUGGAUUGGUUUCAGGAGGCAAUUGUCUUUUUUUUCUGUAAAUCUUUUUUUUUAAACAUUGGUGUCGACGGACCCAAAUUUGAUGAGGCUUGUGUUUUGACAAGUAGGCUGGUACCUCUCACAGUAUCUGUUUUUCUUCAACGUAUCCUCCGGAAACAACUGAACAUAAAAAUGUUUAUCAUUUGUUUGUAACCUGUAGUAAGACGGUAAAAUAAAAGUACAUGCAUAAUAAUAUCUUGGCAGAUAUUGAUCAGCUGGAGUCACAUCACCAACGCUGACUGGUAUUGAAGAAAAUGCAGUAUGUUUCAGAUUUCCAGAGGCAGGAACCCCUUGUAUAUUUUAUCAGAUGUCGAUGUAAUAGACCUUUUACUUGCACUUAGCCGUCAGGAAUGUUUCUGCUUAUGUCUUGCAGUCAUUUCAACACCAUUUUUAUGAACAUCGGACCUACCGUUAUUCCAUGUUUCAGAGCCUUCAAAUUUUGACUCUUUCCUUGAUGACCUGUGCUCAGUGUAUCGACCAAUACACGCGAGAGCAAGAACUUUAAAUGGCCACACUUACAAAACCCUUUGUCAGAUGAAUUUGAAGCUUUCAAGAUAUGCUGACAAUGAGUGUAUCUUUAAGUUUAAGAAAGAUUGGUCAUUAGACAGCUGAACUCCUGCAGGAGUUGGUGCUGUUGGAAUAUACCUCAAACCAAAAACUACUCCCCCCAAAAUUGGCUCGUUUAAGGUUAAACCUUUGCUAUAUCUCAAGUUUAACACAUAAUUUUUCUUUGCUGUAAUCUUGAUAAAAAUGCAGUCAAAUCUGAAAAAUCUGUGUUAUAUCUUCAUAUAAUAUUUUACUCCCUUCUUUUUCCUAGAAUACCUUAAGGAGAUAUUACAUAUUCUGGUCAUAUUACUGAAACAUAAAGUUUCUCCAAAUUGUUUAAAUUGAACCAUUGGAGACAUCUCUGUUAUUUCGUUUCAAAUCUUUCGGCUGGGGUUAAACAUGUUUCAAAAACUUGUGUCCUACUAAUUUUGUUAUGUUUCAAAGCAGUACAGAAUAUUGUGUGAACCCGGACAAGGCUGAUUUUACGAUAUGUGAAUAGUAUUUGAAUGAGAAAUUGUUUAAAAGAGAUAUUUUAGAGAAUAACAGUUUGAAGGGCAAUGUAUAAAGGCAGCACAAUUGUAUCAUAUAAAAUGCAUAGCUGUAUACUAUUUUGUGCGUUGUUUAAUAUUACUGUUGUAGAAACUGACACAGGUGGUUUUAUUCCUUUUUCUUUUCAGCAUUAUGCCUCUAAGAUACAUGCUUCCAGACUUGUGUUUUCACUUGAAAACAACAGGCGUGUAGUCUGGUGCACUGCUUUCGAGUUUCUGCGCCUUAAUCACAGACAUUUAAUUGAUUUGUUUUUUUUAUGAACGAAAAAGUUUCAUUUAUCAUAUCCAGUAUCUAUUUAAAAACUCUACUUUUCAGUUUGUACAUAGAUUUUUCUGUUUAUUUAAUCUUACAUAUCUUACGUUUAAAUUUUGUUGGGGUCUUUUCUAUGUUGCUAAUUGGAUAAGUGUUACAGGAAAGCUGUGUACAUGUCGUAUUGACGUUUCAAUAGCAGAAAUUUACCUCCAUUUUUUCUUCAUUUUUUAAAAGAGAAUUUAAGACAGAGCUACUCUGCACAUUUCUAGUCGACUUUUGAUAAAAUGUAAUUUGAGCUUCAAGCAAACUGGGCUGCAAUGACGGCUUGCUUGCAUCACAGUGACCAAAAUUUGUGUGCGUAAUCUGUGCACGCUUCCAGCUGAACUCAGUUCACAGCGUUCAAUUAUCAGUCCCAAAUAUGAGUUUCAUAAGAAUCUAAUCUUUCUAAGUGGAUAGCGUAUUUAUCAAAGAUAGCUUUUGCACAGUUUCCAUAAGUUGGAGGUAAAUUGUUCACUCGUUUAGACAUUUUUUAGAAUGCCUGCUCAUCCUACUUGAUGUACGGACAGGUGCAGACAUCCAUGAACUUUAUAAUCAUCUGGUGGUGUUAUCUAAGAAUUGGUGACUUUUCGGUUUAAAUCACUGACAAGUUACAAGUGAAUUUAAAACUUGACUUGGCCUUGAAUUAUUCAUCUACUGACGAGACCCCACCUUUACCUACAACUCAAACAGUCCAUAUUUUUGAUGGAUACUGGAACAUAUUUGAUUUUUUUGUAAUGAGUCACUUGUCAAAACCCUGAUAAGUUGAGAUGUACAUGCACAAAACUAUCCUUUUUAGUUUCUGUGGUAUAAACAGGAUAUCGUGUUUUACAGAAUCGAUAAAAUUAUAAAAACACAUCCACAUGUUUCAUUCACACCGACAGUAAGAUUGUAAGAUGUGUCAUUUUGUAAAAAAAGCCUUCGAAAAGGCAGAACUUGUAAAAUUCAUAUUUGGGACAUUCACUGUAUUCACAACAUUUUCAGUUUUUGCCUUCAGUGUAACUGCUCAGUAUUAGCGCUUCAAUCAAAAAAAAAAAUGUAAAACUCCCACCAAUUGAACAUAUAUAUUAAUAAAACUGUACAUUAAAAUAACCAACUCC